Messenger RNA from Pyrus x bretschneideri (Chinese white pear), 1798 nucleotides. RefSeq names its product WD repeat-containing protein RUP2. The record is from RefSeq and is a predicted model, not a curated record. The transcript has a single exon. Gene Ontology annotation, biological process: response to UV-B. NCBI's taxonomy places the organism in Eukaryota, Viridiplantae, Streptophyta, Magnoliopsida, Rosales, Rosaceae. Gene Ontology annotation, molecular function: protein binding. Bases 502 to 1713 code for a protein of 403 amino acids.
UUUACCCGUUUUGGGCUCAACGAGAAGGCUUUUGUCGGUGAAAGAUGUCGGCAACAAGGUGUAUGUAUUGAAAUCAGACCCUCUGAUUUCGGGUCUUUUUCUACUGCAGGUGGUGGCGGUGAUGUGGCGUCGUUGAAGAGUCCCACCAAGAACAAGUUGCUAGAUGGGAGCGGGAGAAGGCUGAGAGAGAUCGACGUGGUGUCCUGUCGGAGGAAGACGGAAAUUGAGAGUUCAUGUGUGUAAAAGGUAAAAAUUAAUGUGUGGAUAGCACCACCCUAUACUAUUCUAUAGAUACACACACAACAGUUAGUUGGGAAUAUAAUGGCAUUGUAGUAAUUUGAGAAGACAUGAAGAAUUGAUUCUACGCGAAACAAGUUGGCAUGUUGACAACAAGACGAAGAUAGAAAAGCGAAAUUAUCCACAUCCUCUUCACUAGGUAUAUGGUUAUGGCAGCCUAAAAUUAAACAUCCCUACCACCACUCCGAUUGAUAUGAAUGGAAAAUGAACAACUUCUCCUCAGGAUUCCAUUUCCCAGCCCAAAAAAGAAUUUCAGAAGAAGAAAGAGAAAGCACAGAGGAAGAUAAACUACAAGAAGAAGAAGGAAAAGGAUCAGAGUUCAACAAUUGUGACUGGGAUUUCAGUCUCUCAACAGUUGUGUCCUCCACCGCCUGCCGCGGCGCCGCGUCCAACACCCUUGGCGUAAUCGAGUUCGACCCAUCAAACACCGUCUUAGCCACCGGCGGAAUCGCCAGAAAAAUAAGAGGUUACAGCUUGAAAUCUCUCUUACCCAAUUAUGAUAAUCAAAUCUGUGGAAGUUCUAGUAGUAUGGUGGAUUUGAUAGACCACGUCGAUGCAUGCGACUACACCAUUUGUACUCCAGCCAAGCUCAGCAGCCUCCGCUGGCGCCCCGGAUCCGACGGCCGGGUCCUGGCCUCCGGCGACUAUGAUGGCGUCGUCACGGAAUACGACCUCGAAACAAAACUACCCAUCUUCGAGCGCGACGAGCACGGCGGGCGCAGGGUCUGGAGCGUGGAUUAUUCGCAUUCCAAUCCGGUUCUCGGAGCGUCUGCCUCCGACGACGGGACCCUCCAGCUAUGGGACCCGCGCCACGAGGGCGGGAAUUGCGUGGCCAGUGUGCAGCCCAGCGACGCGCGAAAUCCGGUCUGCUGCGUGGAGUUUGAUCCCUUCGGCGGGGAGCUUCUGGCCGUUGGAUGCGCGGACCGGAAGGCCUACGGCUACGAUGUUCGGAAAAUGGCGAGCCCGGUAUUGGUCUUCGACGGACACAGGAAAACCGUGACGUACGUGCGGUUUCUUGACGGGCGUACGGUGGUAACAGCUGGCACGGAUGGGUGUUUGAAGCUGUGGGACACGGAGGAUUCGCGGGCGAUUCGGACGUACAAGGGGCACGCCAACUGUCGGAGCUUUGUGGGGUUAUCGGUGUGGAGAAAUGGAGGGCUAAUCGGGUGCGGGUCGGAAAAUAACCGGGUUUUCGUGUACGAUAAGAGGUGGGGCGAGCCCAUUUGGGUGCACGGGUUUGGGGAGGUGGGUGCAGGUGGUAGUAAUCGCGGCGGGUGCGGUGAGGACUUGGGCGCGUUUGUAAGUAGCGUGUGCUGGCGGCAAGUUGGUGAGGAGCAGUGCACGCUCGUGGCGGGUGGGUCGGACGGGGUUUUGCAGGUCUUUUUGGGAAGGAAGAAGUCCAAUCUUGUCGGAUAAUUAUAACUUGAUGAAAAUUCAAUUACUUUACACUAUGUUUGGAUGAAGAAAUUUAAGACUACCAAGGAAUUUUAAAUGACAGAAA